AUGCUGCUGCGGAGCGUGGCCGGGGGUGGCCGGGCGGUGGUCGUUGCAGCCCGUAGUUCGGGGGUACAGCUGCUCCCCUGUGGUGGGGACUGGUGCCAAGGGCUCCCGAGAGGCGGCAGCGGCGACGUUCACAAGCACCUUGCCGUGGUCAGAGGGUGUGAUGGCCGGAGAGCUUUUGGGAAGGACCACAAGGAAGUGGCCUCCCAGGUGGGUGCGGAUGGCAGUGUGCAGCGGGAUCCCUCCCUGCCCAGUGGGUGCCCCGCAGAGCCCCAGUACCCGACGCCGCCUGAGCUCCAGCCCCCCACAAACUGCUGCAUGAGCGGCUGCCCCAACUGCGUGUGGGUGGCGUAUGCGGAGGCGCUGCUGCGGCACUACCAGGACGGCGGGCAGCGGGCGCUGAGCGCUCUGGAGACCCACGUGGAGGACGAGAACCUCAAGGCCUUCAUCCGGAUGGAGAUCCAACUGCGCCUGCGCUGCGGCGGCUGA
Messenger RNA from Orycteropus afer afer, 486 nucleotides. It is a transcript of the gene OXLD1, whose product is annotated as oxidoreductase like domain containing 1. The record is from RefSeq and is a predicted model, not a curated record. The coding region runs from base 1 to 486 and encodes 161 amino acids. Lineage: Eukaryota; Metazoa; Chordata; Mammalia; Tubulidentata; Orycteropodidae. The transcript has 2 exons. Gene Ontology annotation, cellular component: mitochondrion.